Solea solea (common sole) is the source of this 1532-nucleotide messenger RNA. It is a transcript of the gene irf1b, whose product is annotated as interferon regulatory factor 1b. Gene Ontology annotation, biological process: regulation of transcription by RNA polymerase II; immune system process. Lineage: Eukaryota; Metazoa; Chordata; Actinopteri; Pleuronectiformes; Soleidae. Gene Ontology annotation, cellular component: nucleus. Gene Ontology annotation, molecular function: DNA-binding transcription factor activity, RNA polymerase II-specific; RNA polymerase II cis-regulatory region sequence-specific DNA binding. The record is from RefSeq and is a predicted model, not a curated record.
UUGUCUUUCUUUUGCAUUUCCUCGCACGGAUAACAGAAGCAAAGCCUACGCAAACAUGCCUGUGUCAAGGAUGAGGAUGAGGCCGUGGCUGGAGAAGAUGAUCGAGUCCAACGCCGUCUCGGGUCUGUCUUGGGUGGACGAGGAUAAGACCAUGUUCUCAAUCCCCUGGAAGCAUGCAGCACGACACGGCUGGGAGAUGGACAAGGACGCGUGUCUCUUCAAACUGUGGGCCAUUCACACAGGGAAAUACGCCGAGGGCCAGACCUGUGACCCAAAGACAUGGAAAGCCAACUUCCGCUGUGCCCUGAACUCGCUGCCCGACAUCGAGGAGGAGAAAAAGAAGAGCGUCAACAAAGGCCACCAGGCCAUGCGUAUCUUCAGGAUGCUGCCGGCCACGCCGAAAUCCAGCGAUAAACGGCGCAAACUAAAGGAAAUGAAGUUACACAAGAAGACUUCUGCGAUCAAGAUGGAGGAAGACACAGACUACAGUGACACGCAGUCACCGUCGGGCGAUUCGCUCUCAGAGGAGACCACACAGGAAAACACAGUCGACAGCACUGUACACACAGAGCAGGAAGAAUUACAGUUUUUUCCUUCGUCUGAAGUCCCCACGGAGAUCGUCGAUGACGGGCCCGGGAGCUUCUCGAACAGCUUUUAUAACAGAUUCCAAGUUUCACCAGAUCACAUUACUGACGACGUCGAUGACGUGAUUCAGAUUUGCCAGCAACUGGAGAAAGACCUACACUGGGGCUCAAGCAGUAAUGAAGGCAUGGGAUUCCUGCACAAUGAACCGGACACAAGUCCGGGGAGCCAGUGGAGUGACGCUUCCUCAGUCGACGAACUGGAUGAAUUCCCACAGUACACAACCCUGUGCUCAAACUUCAUAAACCCCACAGACGACAUCUGGUCAUGCUUUCAGGAUCAGGAACCCCCAUGUUCUGAGCGUCCCCGGGACGGAACAGGACAAUGCUUAGAGACUUUUGAGACAUUAGGAAGCUCCUUCCUGACCGCCGUGCUCCAUUCCAGUCUGUAACAGGCGGUGUCAACGGAACAUAAGCUCAACAACCAGAACAAAAAAAAACUAAAGUCACUGCAAACACUGUGUGUUUGACACUUGGAGCCCCGUUUGUAGAGCUUUUCCCUCAUCUCACUCGACCGUCAUGUGAAGUUCUGAAGAGAAGACGCGAAGUGCACCGCUGUUGUUCUUUAUUUCUGGUUUUUGUGACUCAUCGCUGUGGCAGAAUAUGUACUUAUCAUAUGCAGCUAUUAAUACAUUUGUGAAUGUGUCAAUACAUGUAAAAUCUGAAGUAAUAAUUCAUUUUUUAUCCGUUAGUGAGGGCAUAGGAUAUUAGUUUAUUGGGGCGAUAAGGCAUUUUGACAAACUGCGUAAGUAAUCAAACAAGCAUCUCAUCUUCUGGUAAAAGAAAAAAAUCUCCUCAUAACCCUGUAUUUGGUUUUCAUAAGGCAAUUGUUAAAGGAAUUGUGUAAAUAGUUGUUUUUAUAAAAUAAAUUUAUUUAAAAAAAAACAAAAG